AUCAUAACAGGAGGCAAUGCUGGCAUAGGGCUAUCAACUGCUGAGGCAAUUGCACGGCAAGGAGGAAAGGUUGUCCUGGCGUGCCGUUCCCUUGCACGUGGGAAAUCAGCGGCACAGGCAAUUGCUCAAAAGAUUGGGCAGUCAGACAAGGUACAUAAAAUUGAGGUGAGGGAGCUAGAUCUGGCGUCGCUGGAAUCAGUCAGGAGCUUUGCGAGAGCCUUCAACAAGGAACAGAGGCGGCUGGAUGUGCUCAUUUGCAAUGCAGGCAUCAUGGCUCCUCCAGAGCGUCAGCAGACGGCAGACGGCUUGGAAUUGCAAUUCCAGGUCAACUACCUGGGCCACUGGUUGCUUGCGCAUGAGCUACUCAAUGACCUUGGCACACGCCUGAUAUUUUUGUCGUCCACGACCCACAGAGCAGGCAAGCUGGACUUUGGCAAUCUGCAGCUGGAGCAUGGCUACUCAGGCUUCAAGGGCUAUGCAAAUUCAAAGCUGGCCACCCUACUUGCUGCCAAGGAGUUCCAGCGACAUUUCAACAGGCAAGUUGCCAGCAGCAGGAAAGAUGUGGCAGUGGCAGUGCAUCCAGGGCUGGUAGACACAAAGCUGGCCAGG
Coccomyxa subellipsoidea C-169 is the source of this 609-nucleotide messenger RNA. RefSeq names its product NAD(P)-binding protein. The record is from RefSeq and is a predicted model, not a curated record. The transcript has 5 exons. The annotation marks the transcript as partial. NCBI's taxonomy places the organism in Eukaryota, Viridiplantae, Chlorophyta, Trebouxiophyceae, Coccomyxaceae.